GCACUGAUUUUCUGACUGUCCAGCUUUAUCUCAAACUGAGUGUAGUCAAAGGUUUUUGCAGAGCAGGGCUCUGUGUCUCUGUCCAAGGAGGUGACAAUCACUUUUCCCUCCUGCUAUGAGGUGGAUAAUAAGAUUUGCAACAGAUCACUUACAGCAGAGUUUGGAGUAGAUCGUAAGUCUCUUAUUCUUCAUGGUGUCUGUAUGGCUCUUCUGUGUGUUUAGGUAGUUUGUAGUCAUGAUAUGAAAGGGAGGGGCGAGUCUUUAUUUUAUAACAGGGUUAAAAUGACUAGUAGUAGACCAUGGCAAUAUAAAGUGGAAAAGAGCCUCUGCCUUCUUCACACUCUGAGUCUAAGGAUUAUUUAAAGUGAGAGCAAUGAUUCAUUUUCUCUUGUAUGGGGCAGGGGGAAGACAGCAGCUCUGAGAGCCUACAGCAGAGGAGCUCUCCAUGAACUUUCUGAAGAGACCUCAUACUUAGUUUUUCAUUAUUCUCUGCCAUCUAGAAAGUGUUCUGGGAAAAUUAAACAGUCAGACAACCUGUUCCUUCUCCUUUAUUAAGGAGCCGGUGUUAAAGCUAGCCAGAUCUGGCUGACUGAAGGAUCAGAGCGAUUCUUCCUGCCCUGAGCUGCUGGAGACACGUGGCUGCAGCUUACCCCUUUUUUGGGUCCUACCAGUAGUGAAGCUGAGUGCAAAUUUCUGAGAGGAGCUUGCAUGUGUGCACACAUACUCUGUAUGAACAUGGUUGACCGCAAACACGUUGACACAGGCAGAAGGGUAUUGCUUUUACAGACACCAACAUAACCACAGGCAGUGUGAACAGCCCAACCUCUUUUGAAGUAUUGCUGGUCAGGGAAAGACCCACUGUUCAGGUCUCUGGUAGCUGGCCCCAAGGUCCAUGGUCCAGCUCUGAUAUUUUUGUCUGACUUGCCUGCUUAUCUGGCUUGAAGUUUGUUGGCAUAUCUUAAGUUCAGAGAAUAAUGAGCACAGUAAUGCAGGAAAUAGUGAGGAACAGAGUUUCAUGAGAAGGUAAGACAGACAGUGGUGGUCAGGUACAGGGCUCAGUCAGACAAGUGUGUUGACCAGCAGCUGCCGUAUACGCAAUUGACCCAUGAAAUUCCCACCUCUGUUUUCUCAUGCUUGUGUCCCCCUUCCACCUUGACCCCUCCCUUUCCUCACCUUUAAUCCUGCUCUUAAACAUCUUGCAAUGUCUUAUGCAUUGCCACAAUCCUCCCCGGAAACCUCGCACAAUAAGUUUUGCAUGCAAGUAUUUACACAGUAAGUUCUCCCUCAGACAUCCUGUAAUAAGUUUGCUCUUUUUUAUGAGGCUCAUUCUUGAUAACUCACAAUAAUCCUGUUUUUUUUCUUAUCAGUUACCAAGUUUCUGGUUGAACUUCUUCAAGGUUACACUCGGAGGUUCCUUUCAUGGCCUAUUGAUCAGUGUCUUAUGAGUUCUAGUCUUUGUUAUUGUCUCUUGUUAUCUGCUGUUGGUUAGGGUUUGUGUAUUUAUGUGUUUAAUUUAUUACCUCUCCUGUUCCUUGCCUUGUCUUUCAUGUUGAGUAGCUGUUAGGCAGAUAUCCUUGCAGUUCCUUGCCCUGUUUGAGCAUUGGCUUGUGAGAGGUGCUGGCUUGCACCUGUCGGUGCAGAAGCCUGUCACAGCCAAGGCUGUGUUUCUGCAAGUCUUGGAUGGCCUCAGUUAGGGCUGGAAGAGACUCUCGGGGCCAUAUGAAGUCUCUGCUAUUGUUCAGACUUCUUCUGGGACAGUUGUCUAACUAUUUUUUAGCAUAGUAAUCUCAAUUCUCUGUUAUAACAAUUGUGGCUUACAGUCUUUUUAUCUUUGCUUAGCAGUUGACUGGUUGGGUGUUGUCAUCACAAAUUGAGUCUAUUAUAACAAUAUGCUGCUCAUGAUGUGAAUGCCUAAACAUAAACUGUGAAUCAAGUCCAACUCGUCGAGAAGCAGUGAAAAGGAAGACUGCAGAAUACCUUAUGCGUGCUGAAAAAAUUUCCAGCUUCUACCGUAAAUCCUCUGAAGAUGCAUCUGUUUCUAUGCCUCCAGGAUCACUAAGUUCAAGGCCCUCUUGGAACCUAAGGAGCCCUGCCGAGGAACUGAAGGCCUUCAGAGUCCUUGGGGUGAUUGACAAGGUUUUGCUUGUAAUGGACACUAGAACACAGCAAACUUUUAUACUGAAGGGUCUAAGGAAAAGUAGUGAGUACAGCAGGAGCAGAACGACCAUCAUUCCCCGCUGUGUGCCCAACAUGGUGUGUCUGCACAAGUACAUCAUCUCCGAGGAGUCUGUCUUUCUUGUGUUACAGCAUGCAGAAGGAGGAAAACUGUGGUCUUAUGUGAGUAAGUUCUUAAACAGAAGUCCUGAAGAGAGCUUUGAAAUUCCUGAAACCAGAACGUCUAGUUCAACUAAAAUUUACCUGGAGCAGCCAACACCAAGUCCUAAAGAAAUCGGUAGCAGCACUGAUUCCAGAGAAAGCUAUGGGGAGAGCAUGCUGAAGGUGGUCCCUCUGAAGAGCAGCCUAACGCCAAGCUCUCAGGAUGACAGCAGCAACCAGGAAGAUGGCCAAGAGAGUUCGAAGUGGAUGGACUCAGGAUCCAGCUCAGAAGAAGAGUGCACUACUAGUUAUUUGACAUUAUGCAAUGAAUAUGGGCAAGAAAAAAUUGAUUCUGGCUCUCUAAAUGAGGAACCGGUGGUUAAACUGGAGAACGAAGGUCUAAAUACCAAAGAGAGAAGUUGCUUACAGAAAUGCAGUGACGUUGGCAGUGAUAGCUUCACCUCUCAGAUUGCAUCUCAGGAACGAAAGCUUUUCAUUGAUGAUGCUGAGUUGGAAAUAGCUAGCCCUACUAGGAUAUUGGACUCAUUAACUAAAUCAAAGAACAGCCCCAUGGAACUCUUCAGGAUAGACAGCAAAGAUAGCACUAGUGAGCUCCUGGGGCUUGAUUUUGGAGAAAAAUUGUAUAACCUGAAAUCGGAACCUUUGAAGCCAUUGUUUUCUGUCCCAGAUGAUGACAGAAGCUUGGAUGCCCUAGAGAACAAAAUGGGUGUGAGAGCUCAUGACACCAUAAGCAGGGGUUCAAACGACUCUGUGCCAGUUAUCUCCUUUAAGGAUGCUGCUUUUGAUGAUGUAAAUAGCGUUGAUGAAGGAAGGCCUGAUCUCCUCAUAAACUUACCUGGUAUGUCUGAUGAAACAGAAGAGGCAGCAGUGUCAAGGCCAACAAAGUUUACAAAAACUGAUAGGGACAUGUUGGAAGUAAAGUUAUUAGAAACACCUGAUGUCUUACAAUUAAAUAAUUCUGCAGAGCCGUGCAAAGCAUUCGAUCAAGAGCCACAUUAUGUGGCACCAGAAGUGGGUGACCCUUCCUGCAAGGAAGCAAAUGGACAAAGUGGUGUCACUCAGGGAGCUCUUGGGACCCUCUUUACAUCUGACCAAGAGGUAGGUAGUUCAGAAGACAGGGCUCUGUUUCAAGGGCUUGGAGCCUGCUCCUUAAACCUGACAAGCAAAGAAGAAAGUUUAUUUGUUUCCAACCCACUCUCAGGUGCCCAAGAUGUUAGCUUGGAUGAAGACAUGUUAAGAAAUGAAGCAGUGUUGCUGUUUUCCGAUCAAACUGAAGACUUUCAGAAAGAGAGAACAGACCCGGCUUUGUUACCAGGAGCUGAAAGUAAAGAGACAGCACCAAAGAGGGAAGACAAAAUAGUGGUAGCAGGGGAGAAGGAAAUACAUCAAAUUUUUCAGGACCUCGACGAAAGAUUAGCGAUAACCUCCAGGUUUUAUAUCCCAGAGGAUUGCAUUCAAAGAUGGGCAGCUGAAAUGGUUGUAGCCCUUGAUGCUUUACAUAGAGAAGGAAUUGUGUGCCGCGAUUUGAACCCAAACAACAUCUUAUUGAAUGAUAGAGGACACAUUCAGCUAACGUAUUUUAGCAGGUGGAGGGAGGUUGAAGAUUCCUGUGACAACGAUGCCAUAGAGAGAAUGUACUGUGCCCCAGAGGUUGGCGCUAUUCUAGAAGAGACAGAAGCCUGUGACUGGUGGAGCCUGGGUGCCAUUCUUUUUGAACUCCUCACUGGAAAGACUCUGGUUGAAUGCCAUCCAUCAGGAAUAAACACUCAUACUUCUUUGAGUAUACCAGACCACGUAUCAAAGGAGGCCAGAUCACUGAUUCAGCAGCUUUUGCAGUUUAAUCCUGCGGAGCGUCUUGGUGCUGGCGUUGCUGGUGUUGAAGACAUCAAAUCUCAUCCAUUUUUUGCCCUUAUAGAAUGGGCAGAUCUGCUGAGAUGAGAGAUGCGUGCCCUCUGAACAAACUCAGGUCAAGUGGACAAGUUUCUCUGGCACAGAAGCACCCUGACUUGCUUUCUUUCGAUGUCCCAAACCAUUUGGAUGUGAUGACUAAAGGAUGCUGGAGCAAUCAGGCCAAAAGUGAACACUUUUAACAAGAAUCACUGGUUGUACAGGGUGCUAGCUUAUUUUUAUUGCAACUGGCUGCUAUGUGUGUGUAAGUCUUUUCACCAAAGGGUGGUUUGUGAUGAAACUCCUGGACAGCAUGUUUAGCACUGCCAGCUUGUCGACUAAGUAGAAACAGGAAUGUGCUCCUGGUGCUUUGUCUGAUGAUGGAAGUGUCUGUAGACUGUGCCAGUUGAAAGUAUCUUUUAUAGUGUCAGUAGACCAUUUUCCUAUGCUAAGUGCAGCUUUGGGGGAGCAGGGGGAGGAAGGAGCAAAUAAUUUAUUAAUGGUAUAUGCUGAAUAAAAUACUAAAAUGCUUUAUGCAAAAGUUGACACGUUAAAAAUAAUAUAUACAUUAAAAAUUAAGAAAGCUGUUGCAUAAUACUGUGGAAUGUGUCUUGAAAAUGGCAUAUCAUUUCCCACUGUGGAAAGAGCAUAUAAAAGGCAAAUAAUACUGUCAAAUGUUGUACUUUGUUGGCUGGCAAUGUCUGUUUAAAACUAGACUCUGUUGUAUUUGAUGAGCUACAUGUUAAAGUCACUACAGAAAGGGAAAUCUUCUUUUCCUCAGCUGGAUAAACACUUCUUUAGCACUCUAAUAAGGAGCAAGAAUACAUAAUGCUAAAUAAAUGUAUAGAUUAAAAUAGGAAAAAUUCUUCUCAUCACUGCAGCCACCACUUAUCAUGUAAUGAACUUUGCUUCCUCCAAGUGUCCUAUUUUUAGCUGCUACUUCAGGAAAAAACCUUUCUGCUCAUGCUCUUCUGCUUGAGGAAGCUUCUGAACUCUCCUGUUUGUUAAUAGUCUUAAUAAAUCAAAGAAAGCCUUCACCCACUCGUCUGCUUGAACAGGAAGAAGCCUGGGAUUUGCUCAUGCCAAAUGACUAAGUGACAUCUCUGAGCAAACCCUAGUGGGUAAGACUUGGGCAUGAGCCAAUUAGCUGACCUGUUUGUUUGUUAGAAAGGUCUGGAGAAUGGGAGAAGAAUACAAGACAUGCAGAAUAUUUUGCUGUGCGCUGCUGUUGGUGCUAAGCAGCCAUGCUUGUAUGGGUUCCUGACGUACAAAUGCUGUACGCUGUGAUGCUUUUACAGAUUAUGGAUCUGUGGGGUUUUUCCUAAAUGUUCACUUCGCUCUCGCUAUUUUUUUUUUUUUUUUUUUUUUUGUUCCUUUUUCUUCCUCUCCCCAGCUUUAUCCGGAGAACAAAGGGCAAAUUCCUUUGGGAAAGUGAGGUGACAGCAAUGAUUAUUGAAUUUACAACUCAAAAAAAAAAAAAAAGUAUCCCUCCAUUUGUAUUUUAGCAGUGUAUUUUAUGGGCACUCCCAAAAGUGCAUCUGCACAGUCUCCAUCUGUUAGACACCAGGUCGGUGUAUUCAAAUAAAGUGGAAAAGGAAAAUGCUUCACUUAAACAAAGGAAAUCUGGAAACUUUUUUUUCCUUUUUAAAUUAUUCCACUCCACUCUUUUUUUCUUUCUUCCCUUUCUUGUGAUCACCAGGCCAGCAGAGGGGCUGUAACAACACUGCAGGUUGUAACCAGGUCACUAGUAUCACUGCCUAUGGAGUGCUGUCCAAGAUUACAUCACUCUCAGAAACCGUGUUUCAACCUACCACCCUCUGGCUUCAUAACAGGAACUCCCUCAGGUGAGCCACAGGAACAACUUCCUGUGCCGAGCGGGUCGGAAAUCUCUGAUGCGGAGACCAAGCUGAUCCAGAGCUUCCUUCCAGCACUGCCCUGGCUGUGACUUUUGAGAGAGGGCUCAUUGCUCAAGGGAAGACUCCCUUCCCUCGGCCACCUGACUCCAUCCCUGGGGCUCUCUAGCCCAACCACGAGAUAAUGUCGUUGCCCACGUUGAUCUGUCCCCUUGCAUUUGCCUGGUGAUAACUGUAAAGAAAAAUAUUUUCUAUGUUACUUUAAAAUGCUCUCUUGUUCAGGUUGUGCCCGUGUGCCGGUUGCAAGUAGAUGCAGGAUACAAUAGCACAGGAGCACAAGUUGGUUUCUGUGAGCAGCAGAAGGAAAACGCUGUUCUAGCAGAAACCAGAUGACCAGUCACUCUCACUGCAAACAUUUGGUUUAGUUAAUGACACAGAAGUAUUCCUUUUUCAAGUAUGUUAGUAGUGAGGAAAUCUAGAUCAUGGAGACUAGAAGGAAUGGGGCACUUGGUGAGAUGUCUUGCCAGAAAUGAGACUUUGAGAUUCUAUAGGUGUUUGUAACCUUACCACUGACUCAGAUAACGGUUUUGCUAAAGGAAGCACAGUCUGGAAUUAACUGCACAAAAAAAAUCCUGCUUCUAUCUUUUUUUUUUUUCCCCUUCCUUUACACAUGUAUUAUGUUGUAUUGAUGUUUACAUGUAUUCCUUUAAUAAACAAAACAUUUCAAGCCUAA
Molecule: messenger RNA, 6810 nt
Organism: Aquila chrysaetos chrysaetos
Lineage: Eukaryota; Metazoa; Chordata; Aves; Accipitriformes; Accipitridae
Gene: RPS6KC1
Product: ribosomal protein S6 kinase C1
Exons: 10
Coding region: 1981-4275 (764 amino acids)
Biological process (GO): protein phosphorylation
Cellular component (GO): early endosome
Molecular function (GO): ATP binding; protein kinase activity; phosphatidylinositol binding
Source: RefSeq, a predicted model, not a curated record